Lottia gigantea (owl limpet) is the source of this 324-nucleotide messenger RNA. RefSeq lists its product as hypothetical. The annotation marks the transcript as partial. The record is from RefSeq and is a predicted model, not a curated record. NCBI's taxonomy places the organism in Eukaryota, Metazoa, Mollusca, Gastropoda, Lottiidae. The transcript has a single exon.
GAUUUGGUAAUAGAGAAGGACCUGGAGUUGGAAAUCGAGAAGGACCAGGAUAUGGAAACAGGGAAGGACCAGGAUUCAGAAACAGAGGACCUGGGUUUGGUAAUAGAGAAGAAUCUGGAUUUGGCAACAGAGAUGGACCCAGUUUUGGGAAUAGAGGAGGACCAGGGUUGGGAAAUAGAGAAAGACCAGCAUUUGGUGAUAGAGAAGGACCAGGCUUUGGAAACAGAACUGGGCCUGGAUUUCGAAACAGAGAAGGACUUGUUUUUGAAAAUAGAGAUGGACCUGGAUUUGAUCAGAGAGCUGGUCCAGGAUUUGGCAACAGAG